AUGCCUCUGCCACGCCGAGCCAUCAUCGCCGUGACAUCCGCCACGGCCCCUCUCCACCAUGGACAACCGACCGGGCUCUUCAUCAGUGAGGCUCUCCACCCCUUCCUGGUCUUCCAGCGGCACGGCUUUGAAGUCGACAUCGUGUCCGAAAAGGGCACCUACGUCCCUGAUUGGUUGAGCCUGCAAGAGAGUUUCCUGAGCGGUGAGGUCAAGAAGGAGUGGGAGGACGUGAACAGUGAGUUUAGGCAAAAGCUGGACCAUAUGCCGAGUGUGGGGACGGUGGAUGGGAAGAAGUAUGGCAUCUUCUUCGCUAGUGCCGGCCAUGCAGCUCUGAUCGACUAUCCUCACGCGAAAGGCCUGCAGAAGAUCGCGACGGAUGUUUGGACGCAGGGUGGCGUUGUCUCGGCUGUUUGUCACGGAGAGGCAAUUUAUGCCGGCAUCACCGACCCGACCACGGGCGAGUCCAUCAUCAAGGGCAAAACCAUCACCGGCUUCACCACUCAGGCAGAGUACGACAUGCACAUCAUGGACCCCAUUCGGAGCUGGGGCGAGCCCUUGAUCGAUGAGUGGGCGGCCAAGCUGGGUGCCAAAUACGUCAGGGCGGAUGGAGUCUGGGACGACUUCCACGUUACUGAUGGGAGGGUGGUGACUGGCAUGAACCCUCAAAGCGCCCAGUCGACGGCAGAGGCAACCGUUGCCGUGUUCGAGAAGCUCUGA
Molecule: messenger RNA, 717 nt
Organism: Cladophialophora immunda
Lineage: Eukaryota; Fungi; Ascomycota; Eurotiomycetes; Chaetothyriales; Herpotrichiellaceae
Exons: 4
Coding region: 1-717 (238 amino acids)
Molecular function (GO): glyoxalase III activity
Source: RefSeq, a predicted model, not a curated record